AUGGAGAAGGUUGAGCCCACUUUAGAAGUAUUCUAUGAGGAGAAGAAGCGGGUCAAGAACCCUUGGGGUCCUGACCUGCAGAAGUGUGCUAAGUUGAAUGCCAUCGAGAUGUUAACCAAUAGAAUUAACUUUUCAGGGGCGUUGUUGACUGCUGGUGUGCUCACGGCCGGCUUGAUCAGUUUCAGGCAAGGCAAUUCUCAGCUGGGGCAGAAGCUAAUGAGAGCUCGUGUGGUUGCCCAAGGUGGCACAGUGGCGCUUAUGGUUGGCUCUGCAUACUACUACGGGGAGAAUCCGUGGAAAAAAUCAAGUUAA
Messenger RNA from Prunus persica (peach), 312 nucleotides. RefSeq names its product RING-H2 finger protein ATL48. NCBI's taxonomy places the organism in Eukaryota, Viridiplantae, Streptophyta, Magnoliopsida, Rosales, Rosaceae. The record is from RefSeq and is a predicted model, not a curated record. The transcript is spliced from 4 exons. The coding region runs from base 1 to 312 and encodes 103 amino acids.